AUGGAUUGGCUUGAGUUGGAACUUGCAAUAGAAUAUGAUCAACAUAACAGACGGAAAAGAUACAAUAAGACGAAUAUUCAGCGCCGAACAAAACGCUUACAAAAACAAGAACGAAUUUAUCCUGAUUUAUUAAUGUCAACACAAGGUAAACAAAAUGAACGUGCAGAAACAGCAAGAAGCAACACAGUUGAUUUUCAUAAUAAUAUUUUUAUUGAUCAUUAUGAGGAUGAACAGCAAGACUUUAUUCAUCUAAAUGAAUAUACAUUGCAAAACGACAACGAAAAUCAUGAUGAAAUAAUAGGUAAUUUAUCUUUUCACAUUUAUGAUGACUCAGAGGACAACGGACUAGCACUCUCAUGUGAUGAUGGUUCAAAUGAAGCUUCCGCGUUACCACUACAUCAUUAUACAAGCAAUACAACACUUGAUUAUUGUGAAAGGUUUAUGAUCAUAGCACGUCAAUCUCACAUAAGUAAAAUACAUACAAACUCAUUUUUAUCUUUGAUCAAAUCGGGUUUGCCUGUUCCUAAUACUAUGCCGUCAACAGAAAAGCAAAUCCGAGAUUUACUCGGUGUUCAGGAAUUAUUUACUAAGCGAUCUGUAUGCUUAUUAUGUUCAUUGGAUUUUGAUUAUAAACAGAUAACUUGUCCACGAUGCAGUACGUCAAAUAAAACUCGAGUUGCUUUUGUAUACGAUGGCGAUAUCGAAGUGAUAAUUAAAAAUGUUAUGUUAAGAUUAUAUUCGAAUAUUGAUGAGUAUAAAGUCAAAAUUAAAGCCAAUGAUGAUGUCGAUAAAACCAGAGACAUACCAUUUGGAAGUUUGUAUCAACAAUUACUAAAGAAGAAUAACCAUGAAGAGAUUAUUAGCCUUUUAUUGCAUAUUGACGGUGUGAGCGUGGCUAAAUCUAGUAAAUUAAAGAUGUGGAUGCUUAGUGCUUGCUUUGUUGAAUUACAUCCAAAGUUGCGUAAUCGACGAAGUAACAUGGUUCCUAUUUCCAUAUGGGUGGGAUUUACUGAGCCAAAAGUGAAGUUGUGGCUGAGGUCUGCUAUGAAUAAAUUAAAAGCUAUCAAGUCACAAGGUAUUAAUGUAAUGAACAAAAAUCAUAAAUUAAUUAUAUUUGGUAUCACUGGAGAUUGUCCUGCCAUCAGAGAACAUAUCGGUCACAAACGUCAGUAUCGUUAUUCAUCACUCAUUUUACGAACAGCAGAACAAUAUUCGAAAGGAUCGAAGAAAGCUGAACGUAAAAAAAACAACAUUUAUGGUCAUUUAGGAAAAACUAUGCUCGAUGAUAUUUUGGAUCUGCCAUUACCAAACGCAGUCGUUAUAGACUAUUUACACGUGACCCUUCUAGGUCAUGCCAAAGCAAUAAUACUAUCCAUAUAUCGUCAGUUGAAGCCAAUACAACGUGAACAACUUAACAUUCAAUUAAGAAAUCAAAAAUUUCCUCACUUUUUUAAUAGAAAAAUAAGAUCGAUGGAUAAUUUUGCAUUUGUGAAAGGUACAGAAGUUAGGAAUUUACUUUUUUACGGAUUAUUACCACACAUGAAUUUGUUAUUGCCAAGUGAACAAUAUGCCCAUCUUGCGUUAUAUGUUAUUGCUAUACGCUUGCUUCAUAGUGGCCAUAUAUUUGGUAACAAAACAAAUGAAAUUGCUGAUCGUCUCUUUUCUAGAUUUUAUGUAGAUCAUGAAUUGUUUUAUGAUCAGUUACAACCUUUUAAAUUGCAUCUACAUGCUCACUAUUCAUAUAUGUAUGAAACACACGGCUCAUUAUGCAAUUUAGGCUGUUUUGGCCAAGAAAGUUUCAUUGGAGCUAUAAGUAGUGAGCAUCAUGGUACUCGCUAUUAUGGAGAUUCAAUAACUUAUUAUUAUAAUAUUGACCUUUGCAUUCAAAGAAAAAAGAUACGAAAGGCAACUAUUGAUGGACCUUAUGAUUUAUCUUCUACUACAUCAAACGAUUAUGAUUAUAUGAAUCAAAUUCAUUCUUCUUUAUGUAUGUGUACUGAUUUGAGUUCAUGUUGUUUAAUUUAUCGUCGAUUUAUUAUGAAAAAUGAAACAUUUCAUUCUUUAAUAUAUAAUAGAAGACAAACUUCUGUUAGCUAUUUUGUACAAUAUUCAUUGGCUAAUGGUGCUAUCGAAUACCGCUUUGGCAUUAUUGAAUUCUUUUUUGUUUGUAAUAGUGUUAACUAUGCAAUUAUUAAGCAUCAUCGUAUUAAAGAGUUGUGCAUGUCAACGAUGACCAACAAUGACUCACAAAUAGUUAAAAAGCGAGCAAUAAAACCAAAAACACAAUACUCACCAUCGAAUCCAACAACAGCAACCACUUAUCACUUGACCUUUGACAAUGAUACGAAAAAAAUGAUGAUCGUUGGUCAUUCAAGUAUUAAACGAUUUGUCAAUGAUGAUAAAGCGGUGCUGAAUGAUGGUCAUACAGCAAAAAUUAUUGCAUCAGGCACAAAAGAGAAAUGUAUGGAAUACUGGAAAAACCAUACAUUUUCAUCAAUUAACAAUUCUGGUGAAUCUGAUGAUGAAAAUGAUAUUGUACCUGAUUUAAUGAAACAAACACUGCAAAUGCCAUCAAAUACAUUUUUAACACCUGCUCCAAUUCGGCGUAAAAGAGCAUUAAUAAAUCGUUCAAACUCACCUGAUUCCAUUUUUUCUGUUUCAUCACCAAAACGCCCAAAUCAGGAAAAUCGUCCAAGUACUUUAGCAGCUCGUACAUUCGAUGAUCCAUCUUGUUUUCGUACUCAACGUCGUGUAACAACAGUAAGCUCACCAAUAUCUUCUGAUGACGAAGAAGUUAUCGAUGGCGGUGAAGAAGUUUCAUUACGUCAUAUAUAUCAAGAAUUGCAAAAUACACAAGAACAUUUACGAGAUACUCGAUCAGAGAAUCGUGAUACUCAUCAUCAAUUAAAAAAAUUAACAGAAAAAAUUAAUAAGUUUCAAUCUCUAUUUUCUUCGAAAAAUAAUGAAGAUCUUGAACGUUAUCGUGAUCCUGAUGGGAAAGAAAAUUUUCGAGAUACAAUUCCAUUUGAUGGUCGUGAUUUACUAGAAGUACCGGCACGUAAUGCUGCUGAAUAUGCACGAAAAUUGUUGCAGGAAAUGUUUAAACCAGAUGAAUUAGAAUCAAGUUUAUUGCCAUCUCCACAUGCGAAGAGAUUUUCGAAGGUUGAACUGGAUCAAAACCGAUUUAAUCUGUUAAAUGAUGCUGUUCGAACACGAUAUCGUAUCUCAAAGCAUCAUUAUAUUAGCUUUUACAAAGACAGAAUUCAAGAUAGUUUAGCUAAUUGCUUGUACAACGUAGGAAUACGAAAAAAACGAAAGCAAAAGAUACAGCAACAAAAAGACCAGCAAGCUUCUCAACAACUGAAUAUUCAACAACAAUCUCAAAUUAGUACAACUUUGACGAACGUGAAUCAAUGA
This is a messenger RNA of Rotaria socialis, 3417 nucleotides long. The record is from the annotation of a GenBank genome assembly. NCBI's taxonomy places the organism in Eukaryota, Metazoa, Rotifera, Eurotatoria, Philodinida, Philodinidae.